Molecule: messenger RNA, 2697 nt
Organism: Miscanthus lutarioriparius
Lineage: Eukaryota; Viridiplantae; Streptophyta; Magnoliopsida; Poales; Poaceae
Source: the annotation of a GenBank genome assembly
AUGGCGAGUCAUCAGCGCGGAGGAGGUCGGGUUGGCGGCCGGGGUCAGGCGAACCCCAACGUCGUUCAGGGCCAGGGGGCGGGGGCUACGGCGGCGGUGGCGGGCGUGGCGGCCAGUACUACGGCAGCGACGACAGCGGAGGCCGCGGCGGCGGACGUGGUGGCGGCAGGGGCGGUGGUCGUGGCUUCGACGGCCGCGGCGGCGGGUACCAGGAAGGGGGCCGCGGGGGCCGAGGCGGCGGAGGAUUCCAGGAAGUACGUGGCGGAGGCCGAGGUGGCGGCGGCUACCAGGGCGGCGGCCGAGGUGGUGGUGGCGGCUACUACGAAGGACAUGGCGGAGGCCGAGGUGGCGGCGGCGGCGGCUACCAGGGCGGCGGCCGAGGUGGUGGUGGCGGCUACAACGACGGCCGUGGCGGGGGCCGAGGUGGUCGCGGCUACCAGGGACAGGGAGGCAGCGACUACGGCCGCGAGCGUGGGCUUGGAGGUCUGCAACCUCCACGUCCUGAUCUGCGCCAAGCCGGUGACCAUCUCACCAGAGACGACGCUAAAGGGCAUAUACAGGCAAGUCAUGUCGAAGCUGGUUUCUGAGAACAGGCAGACCGAGCUUGGCGGCCGCCUACCCGCAUACGACGGCCAGAAGUCACUGUUCACCGCCGGCGAGCUGCCCUUCAAAAGCAAGGAAUUCGUGGUCACCUUGCCUGGCAGGGUGGAAAAGAGGUACAAGGUGGUGAUCAAGCAUGCCACGGCGGUCAGCCUGCACCCGCUGUUCAUGCUCAUGGCAGGCUACCCUACGGACAUCCCGACGCAGGCGCUGCAGGUGCUCGACAUUGUGCUGCGUGACAUUGUGCUCAACGAACGCAACUCCAUGGAGUACGUUGCAGUUGGCCGGUCCUUCUUCUCACCACUCAUAGCGCCAGAGGGACCCAAGAAUCUUGGCCUGGGUGUGGAGGGAUGGAAGGGUUUCUAUCAGAGCAUCAGGCCUACACAGAAGGGCCUGUCUGUGAUCGUAGACAUUUCUUCGACAGCUUUCAUUCGACCCAUGCCACUGAUUGAAUUUGUGAUGGAGAUUCUGAACAAAGAUAGCAGGACCUUUAGAAGUAUUACUCCCAUGGAUCUUGUCAAGGUUUGCAAGAUAGUAGCUGGACAGCAAUACCGGAAGAAGUUGGAUAGCCAACAAGUCUCUAAACUAAUGGACUCAACCUGCCAGCGUCCAUCUGACCGUGAGAACAACAUUCGUCAGGUUGUUGAGCACAAUGACUACAAUAGAACUGAGCGUGCAAGUGAAUUUUGCAUGGAGGUUGACUAUCGUCCUACUUCAGUUCAGGCUAGAGUCCUGCCAGCUCCCACUCUGAAGUACCGUGGCACUGGAUCUGAAAGCUUGUGUAGUCCAAAGGAUGGGCAGUGGAACAUGAUUAAAAAGCAAGUAGUACAUGGUGCAAGGGUGGGCCACUGGGCCUGCGUUAACUUUUGCCAUGAAUUGCCCAGAGAUGUUGUUGGUAAAUUCUGCUCUGAUCUGGUUAAAUGGUCUCGUACUACUGGAGUGGACAUGGAUAACUUGAGACUUCCAAUAUACCUUGUUCGUCCUGAACAAGUUGAAACUGAUCUUCAUAGGCUGUGUCAGGAUGCCCGGAACAAGCUAAGAGUGCAAAAGAUAGAUCUUUUGCUUGCUAUACUGCCAGAGAAAAACGGCAACUUAUAUGGUAAUUUCAAAAGGAUCUGCGAGACAGAGAUUGGUAUCAUGUCGCAGUGUUGCCUGGAUAAAAAUGUUAGAAGUGCAGGUCCUCCGUACUUUGCUAAUGUUGCUAUUAAGAUCAAUGCCAAGUUUGGAGGAAGGAACUUAGAAUUUGCUAAUCCCAAAGAAAGCUUACCGGUUGUUUCGAUUGAACCAACAAUUAUAUUUGGUGCCGAUGUCACUCACCCAGCUGCUCUAGAUGAUACUGCCCCUUCCAUUGCUUCUGUUGUUGCCUCCCAAGACUGGCCCAAGGUGGCUAACUAUAGUGGCAUUGCCCGUGCACAAGGUCACCGUAAAGAGCUCAUCGAUGGCCUGGAAGACAUUGUCAAGGAACUCCUACUUGCAUUUGAGGAACGGUCUAAGCAGAGACCCAAGCAGCUGAUCUUCUACAGGGAUGGCGUAAGUGAGGGCCAAUUCAAACAAGUGCUGGAACAAGAAAUCCCAGAGAUAGAGAAGGCAUGGAAAGCUCGUUACAAUGAGAAGCCAAAGAUCACCUUCAUAGUGGUGCAGAAGAGGCACCACACAAGGCUCUUCCCCAGUGAUCGCCAAUGGACAGACAGGAGUGGAAAUAUUCUACCUGGCACUGUAGUUGAUAAGAAUAUCUGCCACCCAACAGAAUUUGAUUUCUUCCUGUGCAGCCAUGCUGGUAUCAAGGGAACAAGCCGUCCUACACAUUACCAUGUGCUGCGAGAUGACAAUAAGUUCACUGCAGAUGCUCUGCAGUCUCUCACAUAUAACUUAUGCUACUUGUAUUCAAGCUGCACUCGCUCUGUGUCAAUCGCUCCUCCCGCAUACUACGCCCACAAGCUAGCGUUCCGUGCCCGCUUCUACGUCAACCAAGGCUCCGAUGCAGCGACAAGUGUCGGCUCUUUUGGUUCAUCUGCUCCCGCGGCUGCUGCUGCUGCUGGUCCGAAGCCACUUCCGGAGAUCAAGGGUGAACUGAAAAGGCUCAUGUUCUACUGCUAG